This is a messenger RNA of Nothoprocta perdicaria, 804 nucleotides long. RefSeq names its product family with sequence similarity 228 member B (gene FAM228B). The coding region runs from base 1 to 804 and encodes 267 amino acids. NCBI's taxonomy places the organism in Eukaryota, Metazoa, Chordata, Aves, Tinamiformes, Tinamidae. The record is from RefSeq and is a predicted model, not a curated record. The transcript is spliced from 7 exons.
AUGGACCUUUUCCUUUUAACAUCUGUUCAGAGGUUCUCCUCAGCAGCAGCGAAGAGCACCACAGCAAAUACUUUUGGCUGCAGUGUUUGUUUGGGGAAGAAAAACACUACCAGAGAUCAGCUAACACAGAAGAACUUCCAUCAUGUGAAGGCAGAAUGUGAUGAAAGUCAAGCCAUCAUCACUCGUGCUCAGUCUGUCUUGGAAAGAGAAGAUUAUUUUGUUAGGGAGGUGGACAGGUAUUUGAGGCACAGUGACUUCUUGCACCUGAGAAAGAAGGAGAUCCUGUAUAAGAAAUGGCUGGGGGAUGUUUCGGAGCCCCUGCUGCAGAAAAUCGAGGAGAAAGUUGACAGCAAAUCGAGUGAAGAAAUACGGAAAAGGAACGAAGAGCAGCUCUCCCUCUAUAUAGACUACUGUAACAAGAAGGGCUACGUGGCUUUGGACACUUACAGCCCUUCCGAGUACGAUCCGCUUUUCCUGAGGACGUCUACGGACUGCUGGAAGGUUUCAAUACCAGCUUUGCAGGAUCCGCUGUUGCAAGACAUGCAGAGAAACCUUACUGAGAAAGGCAUCAUCAAGCAGUGUGAAACAGGAAGGCUCUGUUCCUCCAGAGACCUGAGCGAGCUGCGCAGGGCACAACUGCCGCUGCUUCCCUUAGGCCGGCAACGCGUGGAUGCGGCCCAGUGGCCGAGGAUCCUCCACGCCUACAUUGCCAGCGAGGUCCACCAGYGGAAGCGGCGCAAAGUUGUGGAGCCCCCCAAAGACAGCAGGAGCUCGGGCCAGCUGUCCUCACGCAGCCAUCAGUGA